UGGCAUCCUUGUGCGUUACCGCCCAACCAAAAUGAAUAUGCAUAGCUUACUGAAGAAGCUGGUUUAUCUGGAAUUCCAAACAGUUGGUUACUCUUGUUCUGUCUGCUAAAUUGAAUUUAAUUAUAUAAUCAGAUAUAUAACUACAACAUGAAUCCUGUUGUGCAGCAACAGGUUUUAGAAGCCACAAAAAUAAUAGAAAGUCAAGUCGAUGCAGAGAUCGAAAGGAUCGACCACCUGGACCAAGACGACCUGGAGAGUAUACGUAGACGUCGAUUAGAAGGAAUGAAGAAACUCGAGGAACAGAGCAAAACUUGGCUAGCGAAUGGACACGGCAUUUACACUGAAGUGCCAGGAGAAAAAGAGUUCUUUACAGAGUGCAAAAAAAGUGCUAAAGCUUUAUGUCAUUUUUAUCGGGACAGCACAUUUAGGUGUAAAAUAAUUGAUAAACAUCUUUCCAUCCUAGCUCCGAAACAUAUAGAGACUAGGUUUCUGAAGAUCAAUGCUGAAAAAGCACCAUUCCUUGCGGAGAGACUCCGGAUCAAGACUCUGCCAACAAUUGCAAUAAUCAAAGACGGAAAAACUACGGAUUAUAUUGUUGGGUGA
Messenger RNA from Anneissia japonica, 603 nucleotides. Its product is annotated as thioredoxin domain-containing protein 9-like. The transcript has 2 exons. Gene Ontology annotation, cellular component: cytoplasm. Gene Ontology annotation, biological process: microtubule cytoskeleton organization. The coding region runs from base 148 to 603 and encodes 151 amino acids. The record is from RefSeq and is a predicted model, not a curated record. Lineage: Eukaryota; Metazoa; Echinodermata; Crinoidea; Comatulida; Comatulidae.